Messenger RNA from Morus notabilis, 2005 nucleotides. RefSeq lists its product as uncharacterized. The record is from RefSeq and is a predicted model, not a curated record. The coding region runs from base 338 to 1756 and encodes 472 amino acids. The transcript has 3 exons. Lineage: Eukaryota; Viridiplantae; Streptophyta; Magnoliopsida; Rosales; Moraceae.
GCAAAGUUGCAAACCGAUAGCAGAGAAUGAUAACUGAAAAACAUUAAAAAAAAAAUUAAAAAAAAAAAAGAAGCAAGGAUGACACCACCACCCUCUCUUUCUCUCUCCUCUUUUUCUCUCACUCUCUCUCCUUGCCGUCUCUGACAUGGGUCAUCAUCUUCUUGCUUGGUCUUAGAUUCGUUUAGUCUCUUUGUUGGAUUGGAUCUCACACAAAAAACGUUUCGUUUCUACAUAUGUUACUUCAUUUAUAGCAGAUCUAACUUCUGAGGAGCACCCACUUGGCCAUCUUCAUUAAGCUUCUUCAAUUCAGAAUAAAUGUGCGACGAAUAAGAGAAAAAUGGCAGUAGCAGAAGCAAGAGCUGUGUGGCAAAGAGCGGCCAAUCGUUGCUUUGUCCAAGAAGAUGCAAAAAGAGCUCCUAAAUUAGCUUGCUGCCAAUCCUCUUCAACAUCGAAACAAGUUGAAGCGGGAGGACACGCAACAGCAACCGACGGGCCAGACCAUCCUGCUGUCGGUUUCAUGCCUACUAACAGGUGUCCGUCGUAUUCUAAUUUACCCCCUGACACAAGAUGGUGGCUCCAUAUGCAACCGAAUUACGGAUGCCAAAAGGGUUUUACAUAUGAACAGAUGAAUGCUUUGGAGAAUGAGGAGGGAACUAAGAAUGCGGGUGUUGUAAACUCGACAUCCAGAAUAAGUGAGGCGCACAAAAGGAAAGGAGACAAGAACAAUGAGUGUUUUGUUAGUGUACAUAAUGCUGCCCAAAAGAAAGCUUCAGAAGUAGGAAAGAAAAAUGUAAAGGCCUUAGAUGGUAAGGACAUAGAAGAGCUUAUUGGACUUGAGGAUUCAACAGUUAGCUGGGAAAUUAUGCAGGUGGAUUCUAUUGAUUGCUCAGAUACGAAACAAUCAAAUGAAAUGUGCUUUGAGCCAGAAUAUAGUUGGAUGGGGAGUGAAAAGAGUGAGCCAUGGUGGCGGAUGACGGAUAGAGAUGAAUUGGUAUCCUUGGUUGCGCAGAAAUCACUUGACCGUGUUGGGAACUGCGAUCUUCCCCCGCCUCAAAAGACGUCCCAUAGAAGACACCCUUAUGCUCGCAUUGGCUGUUUUGACAGUAAGGAGAUUUCUGCAUCAUCUUUGGAUUGGAGAACUCAAACUGGUAGUCUCUCCUCCACUGGGACUGUUCGUUCUCCGGGCUUUGCUAACUCUGGAAGAACGCAAGAGAUACCGGGGUGUUUAACCAAAGGACUUUCGCUUUACGAAUCUGACGAAACUUCAAGUUAUUGUACAAGCCACAAGAAUAUGACAGAGAUACAACAAGAUUGCGAGGGAGAAUUCAGCAAAGCGCAGCUGAUGGAAGCACUCUGCCAUUCUCAAACGCGAGCAAGGGAAGCUGAGAAGGCGGCAAAGCAGGCUUAUGCCGAAAAAGAGCACAUUGUUACACUUUUCUUCAGACAAGCCUCACUACUUUUCGCCUACAAACAGUGGCUCCAAUUGCUGCAGCUGGAAACCCUAUAUAUCCAGUUAAACAACAAUGACCAGCAAAUCUCCAAUCUUUUCCCAUUGAUCAUUCCAUGGAAGUCUUCUUGCGAAGAGAGGAAGCCAAGGAAGAGCUUGCAUAAGGGUGUCAAGGGUAGAGGAGAAAAAAGAGGCCGCCCGGAUCAUGAUGUGGCGAAAUACGCCGUCGCUUUCGCCUUGGGGUUGAGCCUUGUUGGUGCUGGUUUGCUCCUGGGAUGGACUGUGGGGUGGAUGUUGCCUCAUUUCUAGGCAGCACAAAUCUUCUCUUGCUUGUUGUGAAUGUCAUAGUAAUAUAUCUAUUGGGGUUUAAAUGGAAGAAUUUGGCCGAGUAAUUUUAUUUCCUUUGUACUUUCUUAGACUUUCCUUAGGUUUUUGUAUGUAAAUUCUCAAAAUCCACUUUUAUGUACAAAAUGAUUUUGUGAGAACUUGUAUAUAUGUUUUUGAGGAAAACUGUUUCUUCUUGGAGUAGGGAUGUAUUUCCUCCAAUUUCUCAUGUGA